UUUAUUCAACUCAUUAUAUUUUACUCGUCCACAUCUAGUCGACCCAACACAAUAUUUUGGGUCACAACAUCAGAUCAUGGGAAAAACACAGAAUUCAAUAUUUACAAGAGAUGAAUUCCGAGUCCAAUUUAUACAGAGAAUCAAACAGGUGUUCUCCGCGUUUAAUCAAUUAAGUAUUAUUCAAACAUCUGUGCAAAAGCAACGGUAAUGAAUAUAUCGUGUAUUAUGAUGUAUUGUUAUUAAAUUUGUGAGUGUUUUUUUUAAUACCAGUGACACGGUUUCAGAUAUUUUAAAAUGGUUAAGCCCCGGAUCGCUCAAGUCCCCCUCUUUUUUUUUUCAUACCUGUUCCGGGGAUGUCCCGUUAACAUCGUACCUUCCAACUCAGUUUAACAGUAUGUUGAACCAAAACGUUAUCCUACAAAGUGUAACCACGUUACUUGUCUCGUUUUAAUGUCUUGUCUUUAAAUGCACAAUGAGUAUGAUUACGUGUCACUAGAAUCCCCUCGACAUGCAAUAUUUUUACACAUUUGACUCACCUUGAGAAUCAACUGCUGAACAUUAAUUUAAAUAAUUUUGUUAUUGCGUCAAAAAAAAAUUCCCUCAUUUUAUUCUGUUGGUAGAUUUAUUAGCCCUUGUUCGUGCACUGACUAAUAUGAACUCGAAACGGAAAAAUUAUUUGACGUCUCAAGGAAAUUGAGGGCGUGUGUUGUUUUACAUUUGUGCAUUGGUGAAGUGAAUAGAAUACGGACUGAUAAGGAUUAAGUUAUUCAGAGCUGAAAUGCCGGGGAAGAAUCAAGUGAAGACCAAUGGAAAUAGUCGUGAAGAGAUGGCUGAUUAUACUUCGACGGGGGGAAAGAAGAAAUCAAAUUUUGUUGCUUAUUUUUUAUGGAUGUUUGGCGGCUUUUUUGGAGCACAUCAUCUGUACUUGGAGAGGAUUGAUCAUGCUAUUGUUUGGGCGACGACAAUGGGUGGGUAUUUUGGAAUCGGAUGUUUUAGGGACAUGUGGAGAAUACCCACUUACGUCAAAGAUGCUAAUGAAGACCCGAAUUAUAUCGAAAUUUGGAAGAUCAUUGUUAGGCAAAAUAGAAAGCCUCCAUUUUCUACAGCUCGAUUUAUCGGUGCAUUAGCAACUGGACACUUGUGGGGCGAAUUAGUUCGUUGUGCUAUUCCUGAAGACGAAAUGUAUGGAAUUAAUUUCAAACCUCUUCUGUACAUUGUCCCAGCAGUUAUUGCUGUAGGUGUGUGGGUCGUUGGAAAUAUUGGAAGAGAACAAGGAUCGAUAUGGCUGUCGUUAAUGACUGCGUACAUGAUGUACCCGUUGCUGUACUACAUCGGUGAUGAGUCCACUUGGGUUAAUAUUGUGGCUGUUAUAACUGCUUUGGCAUUUGACACAUUCAGCAAAGAGUGGAGACUCAAACCAAAAAAGAGGCAUUCAGUCACUCGAUCUCUCGCUGUUUAUACCAUUUCUGUGAUAAUUUUCUGGAGCCUCUUGACCAGUUACUUUUACUUCAAUGCAACACUCACUGAUAGUGAGGGUGAGGAAAUUAAAGUCACUGAGGCUGUUAAGCAUUUCUUUACUUCACCCAUAUGGCUUGAUCUGAAGGUAACAUUGGGAGCUACUUGGGAGCAAGCGAAAAAUCAAGGAUUCUGGGCAACUUGGAGACAGCUGGUGGAUCUUUCUGAUCCUCGAGGGGAGAUAAACGCUUACAGGGUAUUAGAUUUAUCCACAACCGCUUCCGAAAGUGAAAUCACGGCGAAAUGGAGGACUCUGUCGAAGGAACAUCAUCCUGACAAGGUCAAGGGCAAUGAGGACGAAAAAAAGGCUGCGCAAGAGAGAUUCAUGGAGAUCCAGCAAGCUUACGAGAUAUUAUCUAAGAAAAAGACUAGAAGACAACGGAAAAAUCGAAGAGCUGGAUGAUGAUGUUUAAUUUUAAAUAUUCUAUGGCCACCUCAUCCUCUAGGAUGAAUUUCUACUUUCCCAAAUAAAUUCUAAAUUAUUACAUUAA
Messenger RNA from Fopius arisanus, 2006 nucleotides. RefSeq names its product TM2 and DnaJ domain-containing protein wurst (gene wus). The record is from RefSeq and is a predicted model, not a curated record. The transcript is spliced from 5 exons. Gene Ontology annotation, cellular component: membrane. Bases 779 to 1918 code for a protein of 379 amino acids. Lineage: Eukaryota; Metazoa; Arthropoda; Insecta; Hymenoptera; Braconidae.